Molecule: messenger RNA, 888 nt
Organism: Zychaea mexicana
Lineage: Eukaryota; Fungi; Mucoromycota; Mucoromycetes; Mucorales; Lichtheimiaceae
Exons: 1
Coding region: 172-642 (156 amino acids)
Source: RefSeq, a predicted model, not a curated record
GCCUUGGCAACUCUAGCCCAUAUUCCUGCACAGCAUUCGACGUCCACGUCCACUACAACAACAACCAGCAGCAGCAGCAGCAGCAGUACAACAGCAAACAGCAGCUACAGCAGUCGUUGGCGAAAAGGUCUUGCGCUGUUCCAGAAAAGCCGAUCCAAGUGCUGGUCGCCCAUGACGCUUGCUGCAGCCACCGAGAAAUACGUUCGUCACAAGUCACCGCCCCAAGUCAAGUGUGAAGACUUGACCGCACGCGAGUUUGCCCAGUUGACUGGCAUCAAAAUCGUCGACGCCACCUGCACCUCUCCACCGCUCGAGUACAGUAACGAAACAACCACCCUUUCCAACGACAGCUGCACUACUACUGCUACUACUGCACAGCCACGUAUCUGGGAUUCCGAUUUCUGGCAGCAACAGGGAGGACAGCGACGACAACAACAACAACAACAACAACCAGAGCACUGUCAUCAUCAUCAUCAUCACCAUCAUGAACCUCCCAAUCCUCGUGUGAUUAUGAAAGGUCGGUUCAAGAUCAUGAUGGGUGAAGACGACGAGGAUCGGGAUUCCAAUAACACCACGGCAAGUGUUCCAAUAACGAACUGUGCCCGCCAGGUGGUCGAGUGGAAGCGGAAACGAUCAGCGUAAACCUGCGACUCCUUCAACACAGCAACAACAACAAUCUUCGCUCCUUAGUAUUCAAACAACUUCCAUCCAUAUACCCUUUACUUACCUUCUUCAUCCAUCUGUACAACUCACACAUUAUCAUUAAAAAAAAUGCACACUUCUCUUUGGGAGGAGUGUGAGAGAGAGAAAGAAAACAAACCUCCAUCGUUCAACAUCUUCCUUCAACCCUCCCUCUCUCUCUCUCUCUCUCUCUCUCUCUAUCUCUCU